AUAUAUAUAUAUAUACACAAUAUAUAUAUAUAUACAAUCGCACGCGACGCGCGACAUAACCUAAAUUCAUAACCUAAAUAUCUCAAAAGCCGCGUUCAAGAGGAAAAACAAUUGCGAGUCCGUAUUUAAUUACUAUUAUCGAUAUAUAAUGAACGAAUCUCCACCCGUCAUAAUUCGCUUGGGAGUAAACAAGGUUGAUUUUAACCUCGGCGUGCCCACAGACGAGAGCAUCCAGCCACGAUUGUAUACUCCCGGCGAGGAGGUAUCCAGUCAACCGGAUUUCCUCAGCGGCCAUGGAACUUAUGUCGAUGAGAAGGGAGCAUUGCGUGCGUCAGUCGCUGGAGUCCUGGCGAAGGUGAAUAAACUGAUAUCAGUUAGGCCAUUGAAGGCACGCUACAAUGGCGAGAUUGGAGAUCUGAUUGUGGGAAGAAUAACGGAGGUGCAGCAGAAACGUUGGAAGGUCGAUAUAAAUUCGAAGCUUGACGCCGUUCUCUUGUUGUCUAGCGUCAACUUACCAGGUGGUGAAUUAAGAAGAAGAUCUGCGGAGGACGAACAGACUAUGCGCAAGUAUCUCCAGGAGAAAGACCUGAUUUGCGCGGAAGUACAGUCAAUAUUUGCCGAUGGUUCUCUGUCUCUGCACACACGAGUGCUCAAGUAUGGCAGGCUCUCACAAGGGAUGAUGCUGAAAGUGCCGUCAAUGCUCAUCCAGCGCACGAAAACGCACUAUCACACCCUGGAGAACGGUGCGACGUUGAUACUCGGUUGCAACGGCUACGUGUGGAUCGGCGCGAGUACUCAGCACGUCGAUAAAGCGGAGGGUGGAUUCACGGAGGAUCUGUCGAAGCUGCCGCUAGAAACUUACAAACGAAACCUAGGAGCGAGUAGUCGGCGAGCUGACUGGAGAGAUAUGGAUGCAUGUUUUAACGCCUUCGAUAAGGACGGCGACGGAUUUCUGUCGAUCGCCGAAUUCGAUUUAAUUUGCCGCGCCUUGUUUCGAAAUGAUCGCGGUAAAAUCUACGGCCUCGAGGAGGACCAGUUGCGCGAGGUGUACUCGAUCUUUGAUCUCAAGGGCGAUGGCAUGAUCGACAGGGAAGAAUUCGAGGUUUGCUGGAACCGAUGGAUCAAGAUAUGCACACGACCCAAAGGUGCCUUUCUGAUCGUAGACGUGCAAAAUGACUUUAUAACGGGCUCCCUGAACAUAAAGCAGUGCGCGGCGCAACAUGACGGCUCAGAAGUGAUCGAGCCGAUCAAUCGGCUACUGGAAACCGUACCGUUCGAGGCGGUGUUUUAUUCUUUGGAUUGGCACCCGAUAGAUCACGUAUCUUUCAUCGAUAAUCUACACCUCAGGGAAGUGGAUAGCAGUAGCAACGUCUCGAAGGAAGCGGCACGGGUGUACGACACGGUAACGUUCCGCGGGCCGCCGUUACUGAUUCAGCGUUUGUGGCCGCGUCACUGCGUGCAGGACUCGUGGGGCGCUGAACUGCACAAGGAUCUCAAGAUCGUGAACAACGCGAUCAAGAUCUACAAGGGCACGAACCCGGAGGUGGACUCGUACUCGGUGUUCUGGGACAACAAGAAGCUUACCGAGACGACGCUGUCGUCGCAACUGCAGGAGAAGGGCGCUACCGACAUUUACAUCUGCGGCCUGGCGUACGACGUGUGCGUGGGCGCCACGGCGGUCGACGCGCUCACCAGCGGUUACCGCACUAUCCUCAUCGAUGAUUGCAGCCGCGGCGUCGACCUCGUCGAUAUCGAGAAGACCAAGGCCACCGUGAUAGGCAGCAACGGAGUAAUAGUGAACUCUAGCCAGGUGAAAGCGAUGGUGGAGGGAAGAGAUCGGCGGCCAGAGCUGGGAUACAAGCUCGCGCUGGAGAUUAAGCAUAAAUUGAAAAAUUACGAUUACGAUUAACUGCGGCGAUAGCUUAAUAGUUAGUGUACAUAGAACUAUUGGGAUCUGAUGGUAAAACUAGUUUAAAAAUCAUGAAUCUUUCACAUUAAAGAGCUCCUUAGAGAUUUAAAGUAGCUGAAAAUGUGUGAAAAAAGAUAUAUAUAUAUAAAAGAGAGAUAAAUAUAUUUUCCUUUAUUGAACGUUGAAGUAGGCGUUAAAGUACUUGUUAAAAUAAAAAAAAAAGAUUUAUAUUGUUAAUAGUUUAGUCAUUUCGUUAAGAUUGAGGAUUCUUUAAAACAUUUAAAGUGGUGAUUAUAUAAAUGUUGAAUAUAAGAUAGAAAAUGAGUAAUAAAUAUGUGUAAUAAAUAUACCUAACAUAUAUAUAUGUAUAUUAAAUUUAUUCGAUUCGAACUUAAAUGGCUCAAGUAGGAUAUCAGAUAUCCAUAAAUUGCAUUAAUCGAUUAUUACGUUUGUCAAAAAAUAUAGAAGAUUAAAACAUUAAAUAUUAAUAGUUUUAUUAUUUAUAUAUAUGUAUAAUUUGUAAGAGACGUGUAAUAAAACUUCCAUGACGAAUUUUCGCAAAGUAUUUAUUGUAGAAGAGAAAGAUAAAAUGUAUUAAGUUAAAAUAUAAGUAAAGAUAUAAGAUCUAAGAUAGUAAGAAUUAAAAUGUAGAGUUAAAGAAUAAAAAGCUCAAAUUUUCAAGAAUCAACGUUUUAAAAAUCUAAUUCGCAAGGGCUGCGUGUUAUGUGAAAAGUACAUGAAUAAGUCGUAUAUUGUUACUGUUUGCUUGUUUUAUGUAUAGAUAAUCAGAUUUUUUAGUUAUCUCUUUAGCAAUAAAGUUUGCAGCAAAA
Molecule: messenger RNA, 2739 nt
Organism: Ooceraea biroi (clonal raider ant)
Lineage: Eukaryota; Metazoa; Arthropoda; Insecta; Hymenoptera; Formicidae
Gene: Naam
Product: Nicotinamide amidase
Molecular function (GO): calcium ion binding; RNA binding
Source: RefSeq, a predicted model, not a curated record